CCGUGUCGCCUCCCGCCGCUGACUCUGCGCAUGCGGAUUGUCCGCCCGACUUUGCGAAGUCGCUGCCCGAGGUUCGGCUCGGACUAGCUGCCAUCUUGCGGAAGGGUUGAGGCGCUGGCACCGCCGCCCUGACCGAUUCAAGGCCCAGCUCAUAUUAUGGCUGGCAGUGGGCCAAGAUCAGGAACUGUCAGUGGAUUUGCCAUGAAAUCACAGCUUCAGAUUACUGUUAUCUCAGCAAAAUUAAAAGAAAAUAAAAAUAAAUGGUUUGGACCUAGCCCUUAUGUGGAAGUCGCAGUGGAUGGACAGUCGAAGAAGACAGAAAAAUGCAACAAUACGAAUAGUCCGAAGUGGAAGCAACAUCUUACAGUAAUUGUCACUCCUGUCAGUACAUUAAACUUUCGUGUCUGGAGCCAUCAGACAUUAAAAUCUGAUAUUCUACUGGGAAGUGCUACUCUGGAGGUUCAUGAGACAUUGAAAUCAAACAAUAUGAAACUUGAGCAGGUGGUUGUGACAUUGCAGCUUGUCGGUUACCGAGAACCAGCAGAGGUGAUAGGAGACUUGUCUGUUUGUCUGGAUGGGAUGCAGGUAGAUCCUGAGCUCCUAACUAAUGGCGAUGCCACAACUAUAAGAAGUCCCACACAGAACGAUGGUUCCAGAGCAAGAAACGACACAAGGGCUAAUGCAAAUGGCCUUGAAAGCUAUGAGGAUGCAGGAUCCAGUGAAAGCAGGUCUGUUAAUGGCAGUGAUUCUCCGUUACUCACAAAUGGGGUCUUUAAACCUGCUAGGCCUCCCAGGCCCUCCCGACCACCUCCACCCACUCCUCGUAGACCCUCUUCUGCAGCUGGAUGUGUCAAUGGUCCUUCAUCUAUGUCCAUAGAAAAUGAUGAGUCCAGUGCAGGAUCCUCACCAAGUACAACUCCAAAUGCACCUUCAGAACAGAGCCCUGAGGGGGCAACAGCUGGAACAACAGUUCCUGCAGCUUCCGCUUUGACCACGCCUCCAGUAUCCAGACAAGUCCAGCCAGUAAAUCCUCCAUCUCAGACACACAGUACUGUCAGUCAAGGUCCUCUUCCACCUGGAUGGGAGCAAAGAGUGGACCAGCAUGGUCGAGUAUACUACGUAGAUCACGUUGAAAAAAGAACAACAUGGGAUCGGCCGGAACCUCUUCCCCCAGGCUGGGAGCGACGAGUUGACAACAUGGGGAGAAUUUAUUAUGUCGACCACUUCACUAGAACGACAACAUGGCAACGACCAACAUUGGAAUCUGUCCGGAAUUAUGAGCAAUGGCAACUUCAACGGAGUCAGCUUCAAGGAGCUAUGCAACAGUUUAACCAGAGGUUCAUAUAUGGGAACCAAGACACUACCCCCACACAGAACACAGAGUUUGAUCCUCUUGGCACCUUGCCACAUGGAUGGGAAAAGAGAACUGACAGCAAUGGCAGAGUAUAUUUUGUCAAUCACAACACGCGCAUCACACAAUGGGAAGACCCCAGAAAUCAGGGUCAAUUAAACGAGAAACCCUUGCCAGAGGGCUGGGAAAUGAGAUUUACUGUGGAUGGCAUUCCCUAUUUUGUGGAUCACAAUAGAAGAACUACAACGUAUAUAGAUCCCCGCACUGGAAAAUCUGCUCUAGACAAUGGGCCCCAAAUAGCCUAUGUGCGUGACUUCAAAGCGAAGGUCCAGUAUUUCCGGUUCUGGUGUCAGCAACUGGCUAUGCCACAACACAUAAAGAUUACAGUGUCCAGAAAGACAUUGUUUGAGGACUCAUUUCAGCAGAUAAUGAGCUUCAGCCCUCAGGAUCUGCGAAGACGCCUGUGGGUCAUUUUUCCUGGUGAAGAAGGUUUAGAUUAUGGAGGUGUUGCAAGGGAAUGGUUCUUUCUGUUGUCACAUGAAGUGUUGAAUCCAAUGUAUUGCCUGUUUGAAUAUGCAGGGAAGGAUAACUACUGCUUACAGAUAAACCCAGCUUCUUACAUUAAUCCAGACCACCUGAAAUACUUCCGUUUUAUUGGCAGAUUCAUUGCCAUGGCUUUGUUCCAUGUGAGAUUCAUAGAUACAGGUUUCUCUCUGCCAUUCUAUAAGCGUAUCCUAAACAAGCCAACAGGACUCAAGGAUUUAGAAUCUGUUGAUCCAGAGUUUUACAACUCUCUCAUCUGGGUAAAAGAAAACAAUAUUGAAGAAUGUGGCUUGGAAAUGUAUUUCUCAGUGGAUAAAGAAAUUCUAGGCGAAAUAAAGAGCCAUGAUUUGAAACCUAAUGGUAGCAACAUUCUGGUCACAGAAGAAAAUAAAGAUGACUAUAUUAGGCUGGUAGCAGAAUGGAGACUCUCCCGAGGUGUUGAAGAACAGACACAAGCUUUCUUUGAAGGCUUCAAUGAAAUUCUUCCACAGCAGUACUUGCAGUACUUUGAUGCCAAGGAACUAGAGGUGCUUUUAUGCGGAAUGCAAGAGAUUGACUUGAAUGACUGGCAGAGACACACCAUCUAUCGGCACUACACCAGGACGAGCAAACACAUUAUGUGGUUUUGGCAGUUUGUGAAAGAAAUAGACAAUGAGAAGAGAAUGCGACUAUUGCAGUUCGUUACAGGAACAUGCAGAUUACCAGUUGGAGGAUUUGCUGACCUCAUGGGGAGCAAUGGACCCCAAAAGUUUUGUAUUGAAAAAGUUGGAAAAGAAAACUGGUUACCUAGAAGUCAUACUUGUUUCAAUCGCUUGGACCUGCCACCCUACAAGAGUUAUGAGCAGUUGAAGGAAAAAUUAUUAUUUGCAAUUGAAGAAACAGAAGGAUUUGGGCAAGAGUAAUCACAUGAGUGAAUUUGCACCCUGAAGAACAUGAACUUGUGUGAUGUAUGUUCUUCUCUUCCUCUGCUUGUUGCACAUCUCAUUGUAAAGUAAACUUGACUAGGAUUUAUUUAAACAAUUACUAGUGUGUAAGUAAAUGGAUGUUAUCCUGAGACUUUAUCCCCACUAACUCUGGAUUUCUACAGAGCCCUUCCAGAAAUCAAAUCAGCAAAUUAUUCAUGUACAAAUGAAAUCUGACCUAACUAGAGAUUUAAUUCAGCUCUGCUUUGUUUCACAAUUCAUUAAUUAGAAUGUGUCCUCCUUAAUGACAGUUUUUUGUUGUUUUUUUUUUAAAAACUAGUCUCUUUCCUUUUUAGUAGCAUUUCUUUUGCUACUGAUGCACUGGGAAGUCCAUUGGUAGCUGCAAUGCUGCAGCAUCCUCAUAAGCCUCUUUACAACAGUGUUGUUAGAGCCAGCUUGUAGCCAGCCUCUGGGUACUAUGAGCAGAUCCAUUGCUUGUGCUGUUGUUUCUUACUCAAGUGUGGCCUGACUCUGAUUUUUGUUUUUGUUUUUUUGUCCCGUCCCCCCCCGCCCCUCCUGGAGCUUAUUCACAUUUCAUUUUGAUUCAGAUCAUUGCUAAGGGGGUGUAGAACUACUGCUCAUGUCCAGAGUAUAGCUUGGUUUGUUUUUUUUUUUAAAUCCUGUUAAUUUUGGCAUGAUAACCUGUCUGAGGUUGUUGCCAUGUUUGAGCGUCCUCUCCUAUCUCGGAAGAAUUUUGAUCCAUUUCCAUAUAAUACACACACUUAACGUCAGAUACAAUAUUAACACUGUGGUACUUCAACACUCAUUUUGCAAAAGAUGAGACCACCUGAGAUUUCAAAUAAAUGCACUGAAUACAUUUGCAGAUUGCUGUUUCUUGUCAAAUGAGUUAAUGGAAAGUAAACUUGAUGUUGCUGUUAAGUGCCCAAUCAAAUAGUUUUCUUCUAGGAUUUUAUCCAGUUGUCAGGAAGAGGUAUACCAUGUAACUGGAUUCUAAAACAUGGCGAGAAGCAGCCUCAAAAUUAUAUUACUUAUAAUUUUAGUGGAGAACUGUUGUGCUAUAAUUGGCUAAGAGAUAGUCAGUCCUAGAAUGUUUAGUCAAGGACUGCAGACUUCCAAAUGUUGAUAUAUCAGUAAAUUCAGUAACUCCAUAGAGGUUAGAACUAAUAUGUUCAGACUAACUCAGCCCUGAGUUGCUUCUGAGCAGUAACUUCUGUAGUGUGUGUUCUUUCUGAUUUGGACAGAUAACACCUUUCACUUCCUGUUAUCUGUUAGUAUUACAAUUCUCUAGCAGCAUACAAUAGUAUUUAACAUUAUACUUCCUCUUUUGGAAUUAAUGCACUUUCUGUAUAUGGUCAGCUCUCUCCCUGGCCUUCCUUCCUCCGGAUGGUUAAACUUCAAUGGGAUGAGUUUCUAACUAUGGGAAGAGAGAUGAUACUUGAAAUGGCAGUAGUGCAUGUUAAUGCAUACCUGCUUCUGCCUCCAGAGUGUCACAGUGCCCUUUGGAAGGCUUCUAAUAUUAGAGCUGGAAGAGGAGAGAUGGGCACUGUCCAAUCGAACUUCCAUCUGGGAAGAAAAUGUUUCUUAACAUUUAUUGUGAGGGCUUUUCUGUAUCAGAUCAUGCAAAGGGAUCAGUUGUUCCUCAGCAUGUGCCUGUAAGAAGGGGGAAUGGCUUAGACCUCUGUUGUUUUACUUUCUUUGCCAUGUAUAGUCCAAGAAAUGCAUGUAAACAUGUUGCUGGUUUUAGAGAAAUUGACCCACUUUUAUCUUUUCCCUGGUGGAUGAGAAGUGAACUGACUUUCUUAGCUGGAGGAAUGUCUGCCAACUCCCAAAACAUCUGAUGAAUAUCUUACAACGUAUGGAUCAUGGAACAAAAGCCUGAUAAAUAUUUUCUGUUGAUAAUUCUUAUAAUGAAGCCUAGUUAUCUAACAUAUUUACGAGAGAGAUUAGGUUAAGUGAGAUAAUUGGAGAUUAAGCUAUGGAAAAUAGUUUGUGUUCUGCAUAAUGAUUCAUGUUUUAUGUAGGGACCUAGAUAUAUUAAUGUAUAAAUAUCACCCAAAAGGCUUUCUGCCCUAUAUUUUUAAAAUAAAGAAUAGUUAUAAUUGAAAUAGCUAUAGCCCUAGUUCUAUAGGGUGAGGCUGGUUAAUAUUUUUAUGGUUGAAAUGUUUAGUUCAGGAAAAAGGAAAAUGCUUGUAUAUAUUUUUGCAGUCCGGGGUCUCAUUUACUCCAUUUCUUCCUUUUAAUUUAAAUGGCAUGUUUAUAUGUCUUUACUGCUGUAUUAGGGAGGGGGAAAGGGGAGCUGGAUAUCCCAAGCACCAGAAGUCAUGUUAUAAAAUAUUGCAAAUAAGAAAUAUUUCACUGAAAAAUGAAUCUGUAAAAUGAAAUAUUGAAUUUUGGCCAAAAUGUUAAUGUUUAAAAAUAGGUUUAUAGUAAGUGUUUAAAUUAGCAAUAUUUCUGAAAAUCAAACUAAAAAUUUUUUAAAAUACAUUUUGCUUUGUAAGCAUUUUAAAUGCUAACAAAUCUGUUAAUUUUUUACAGCAUGUUAUGUUGAAAUAAAAAGGAAUUAAUAUGAGCAAUUAACGCACUCUUCUGCUCUUUAUGGGGACUGGGGAAAACAUCAUGUGCAUAAGCACACAAUUUGGCAUACCAUGUGAUGGGUAGAGUGAAUUUGGACUCCCAAGUGAUCUUUGGUAGAGAUUAGUGAACAUGUAUCUGCCUUUCUUGCGUUGAUUUAGCAGUCUGUAAAUUGCAGUAAACUGAUACUUUGUCUAUACUGUACGCAUGUGAGAAUGUCAGUGGAUCCAGUUACAUAAGAUUUACAAUAACUCUAUUUAGGAUUUUGCUUUAUGAAGAUGUUAAUUUUGAUUAACAUAAGAUCAGUGGAUCAAAAUUGUUAUGGCUAACACAGUCUGAUAUUUCUGGGUAGUUCAGAAAAUGUUAACAUAUUAAUGAAAUGUGUCGUAAAAAAGUCAUGACUUAAAAUUUGCUGCAGUAUAAAUAGGCCCUACCAAAUUUACAGUCCAUUUUGGUAAAUUUCAGUCACAGGAUUUUUAAAAUCAUAAAUGUCAUGAUUUCAGCUAUUUAAAUCUGAAUUUUCACGGUGUUGUAAUUGUAGGGGCCCUGACCCAAAAAGGGGUCGUGGGGGGGGUUACAAGGUUAUUGUAGAGGGGGCUGCGGUACUGCUACCCUUACUUCUGCUCUGCUGCCGGAGGCAGCACUGCCUUCGGAGCUGGGCAUCUGGAGCGCAGCAGCUGCUGGCCAGGAGCCCAGCUCUGUAGACAGAGCCGCUGCCAGCAGCAGGGCAGAAAUAAGGAAUAAGGCCUGGUGUGGUAUUGCCACUCUUACUUCUGCCCUGCUGCCUACUGAGCUGGGACCUCAGUCAGCAGCCGCCGCUCUUCAGCUGCCCCACUCUGACGGCAGCAGCACAGAAGUAAAGGUGACAAGAUAUGGCGUUGCCGCCCUUACUUCUGCCCUGCUGCUGGUGGGGCGCUGCCUUCAGAGUUGGGCACCCAGCCAACAGUCGCCACUCUCCAGCCACCUGCUCUGAAGGCAGUGCAGAAGUAAGGGUGGCAAUACAGCAACCCCCAUAAAAUAGCCUUGUGAUUCCCCCCCUCCCCCCCGCAACUCCCUUUUGGGUCAGGACCCCCAAUUUGAGAAACACUGGUCUCACCCGUGAAAUCUGUUUAGUAUAAGGUAAAAGCACACACAAGACCAGAUUUCACUGGGGGGUCCGUGGGAGUUUGGGGAGACAAGAUUUCACUGUCUGUGACGGGUUUUUAUCAUAGCCGUGAAUUUGGUAGGGCCCCAAGUAUAAAAUUUAUAUGUAUAUACAGUUGAUUUGUAUAAAAGAAAAAAUUUGUGACCAAAUAUAUUGCAGUUUUUAAUACGUGGCAAAAAAGCAAACUGUGGUAUAACUCACCAUUUAUUUGCUUCAUGUUUUCCUAACAUUCUGCACUGAAUUUGUAAGCUAAACAUCUUCCACUCCGUUGGUAUCUCCAGCCCCCCUUCCUGUUUUUGUGUGUGUGUGGUGGCUUUUCAUUUUCUUUCAGAAUCAUAGUUUGUAAAUUUGUGCUCUAGUGAACUAGUAUAUGAACUAGGAUCAGAAGCACUGGAUUGUAAAAUACUGUACUGAAAUUCCAUUGUAGAAUUUUCCUUGAACUGUAAUUUUAAAUACUCAGGUAAUUGUAAAAGUAUCUCAGAAAGUCAAAUACUUUUAUAAAAGUACUUCAAGA
Dermochelys coriacea (leatherback sea turtle) is the source of this 7046-nucleotide messenger RNA. RefSeq names its product itchy E3 ubiquitin protein ligase (gene ITCH). The record is from RefSeq and is a predicted model, not a curated record. The transcript has 24 exons. Gene Ontology annotation, biological process: protein K48-linked ubiquitination; ubiquitin-dependent protein catabolic process; protein K63-linked ubiquitination. Bases 157 to 2796 code for a protein of 879 amino acids. Gene Ontology annotation, molecular function: ubiquitin protein ligase activity; protein binding. Lineage: Eukaryota; Metazoa; Chordata; Testudines; Dermochelyidae.